Molecule: messenger RNA, 215 nt
Organism: Funneliformis mosseae
Lineage: Eukaryota; Fungi; Glomeromycota; Glomeromycetes; Glomerales; Glomeraceae
Source: the annotation of a GenBank genome assembly
AUAUUGAAGCUUUAAGUAAUGUUGUCAGUACACUUGUAGAAGAGAAUCUUCUUGAAGACAUAGAUGAAAAACAGUACAAGUUAUUUCAUGAUGAAGUUGUACAGGUUCUUAAUGGGCUUGAUGAAUCAUUGCAGCUUGAUCCAUCUAAAAAUGGUAAAAAAUCUCCGAUAAAAGUUGAAGUAGGUUUUACAACAGUUACACUGACAUCGCCAUGA